This is a messenger RNA of Symbiodinium natans, 3360 nucleotides long. NCBI's taxonomy places the organism in Eukaryota, Dinophyceae, Suessiales, Symbiodiniaceae. The record is from the annotation of a GenBank genome assembly.
AUGCUCAGCCGCCCGAACGGCGAGCUCACGAGGGCCGGCCAGUAUUACUACCAACUGAUCGACCGGCCGCCCCCCAGCCGGCAGUACGACCGCAACCAACCCCUCAUCCGCGAGGGCCCGAACGAUUACAUCAUGCUCCGGGGGGGCGCCAAAAAGCUGCUCCGCAGCCUCCAGCCCAACGGGAACUACCACUUGACCAAGCUCGGGAAGAGCUUCUUCAAGGACAAGUGGGUGGACUGGGUGGUGCACGUGCCCGUCAUCAUCCGCGGCAUCCGGCGAAACGGCCGGAACCGCGGCAUGCCCUACGAGCGCACGAAGCGCCUGCCCGUCACGGACCUCAACGUCACACUGCCCCGGCAGAGCGAGGGGCUCUCGGAUGCCCAAGCGGCCCGGAACCUCAAGGCGUCCGCGCUCGCGCAGCUCGGGAACCCCGAGCCGAACGACAUUAUUUGGGAGCUGUCCGACGAGACCUACUACCUGGACGCAACGAGGGAGUGGACCUUCAGCCAGCAGGCCAUGCAGGUCGUAGACGACCGGGUGGUGGUGGAGACCGUCCUGGAUCAGCCCCUGGGGGCUCUGCGGGACGUCUCCUACCAGCUGUACUGCGGCGACGAAAUCCUAGAGUCCGCCUUCGAACAGCGGCCGGACAAGCUUUGCGUCCCUCGGCAGCUCGCGGAGCUGAUGCGGCUGCCGCUGCAGGAGGUGCUUUCGGACUUCGACGCAAUCUGCACCAAAAAAACGUGGCGGGAGCAGGGCAUCACCCCCCGAGAGAUCCGGGAAUUCUGCCUUUGGCGCCAGGCCCCGAUGUUCUACGUGGACUGCCAGGGCCGCCUGCUGGACAAGUACGAGCCUACCGUCAAGGAGCAGCGGGCCGUGGCCUUCACGAGCUGGAACGGCCACGCCUUCUUCUACAAAUCCGCCCGCACCGUCGCGAAGUGCGAGCCGAUCGGGGAGCGGGCCAGGUACCGGGGCGAGAGGAAGCCAGGCGAAACGCCCGAGUUCAAGGAUUGGCGGGAGUGGGAGGGCGAGGUCGCCAGCGGUCAUUUCUACACUGAAGACCUGGAGCAGGUCCGGAGGGAGCUCCUGGCCGAGGGGCACUGCCCGAAGGUGGUCAUGCGAAGCAUGAGCGAGUGGCGGUGCCUGCGGCUGAGGGUGCGGGGCGGCGAGGACUGCGUCAUCUCCGCCUUCCACGAAGACCUGGAUGUGCUGCAGGCCUGGAUGGGGCGGCUGGGGCUCCCCUAUUGCGGGCAGCGUCUGGCGGGCGCCGCGAGCGAGGUCUUCCUUCACCUUCUCAAGGCCCGCCGCGAUCCGCCCGGAUCUCGGCAAGCCCUGCUCGCGGAGCAGGACCACCAGUGCAAGCUCUGCGCGGCCCCCAUCACCGCAACCACGUGCGAGUUGGACCACAUCGUCCCCGUGCACCAGUCCUUCGCCGCACAGGCCCAGAACCUCCAGGCACUGUGCCUCGAGUGCCACCGGAACAAAACGGCCCUGGAGUCCUCGCACGCCACGACACUGGAGUCGCGCUUCAGCCGGCGGGCUUACGAGCAGUACGUGGAAUCGCCUCGACUCCCGCCGCUCGUCUUCAAGCUCAACAGCCACAAGCCGGACCACAUCUGCCACGGUAUAGACGUGGUGCGGUGCCGCAAGAACGGUCUGGCCCAUGCCAAGUUCCCGGCGCCCAUCUUCUGCCCCAAGGACAACGUUGAGCAAGCCCGCGAAGGGCACCUGGCGGACCUGACCUACGUGAGGCUCCGGGAGGACGGGCGUUGGGCGGCGUUCAAGCAGCUCCCCUACGUGGGCCAGGGCUGGUACGCCAAGCCUGCGGUGGCCUACAUGCUGGAAAAGGGCCUUGCGACAUGGAGCGACUUCGUGUACAGCCUGGACGCCACGGCGCACGUGGACCAGGAGUCCGUGGCCCAGGCCCUGCAGAAAAUGGAGGCGGCUUGGCCGGAGGGAGAGGAGCACUACGCGAAGCUGUCGGUGAAUGCCCUCAUCGGGCUGUGGGCACGCAACAUGAACCUCAUCUACACCAUGCGCACCAGCAACCACCAGUUCGACGGGUCCGGGUGCCAGCACCGGGAGCUGUUCCUGGACGCCGCGGGCGGGAUGCACUGGGAUCACAUCUACGUGACCCAGUUGUUGUCCAACCGGUACCUGAAGGCCGUCAAAACGGACUGCGUCGUCUUCCAGGACCUGCCCAAAAAGUUCCAGGGCCUUGUGGACAGCCUGGUCCGCGAAAGGCAUCCCGACGGCACGCCCGUGUACCGAUGCGAGGAGGUCAAGGGCCUCGAAGGCCAGUAUCGGAUCCCCCGAAUCGAGGCGGAGUGGAUGUGCAACAUUGACACCUGGAAGGUCGCGGAGGACCCUUUUGAGGGCGGGAGCCUGCUGCUGACCGGCUACCCGGGCACCGGGAAGACCCACCUGGCGCGCCAGAUCGUGACCGCCCUCCGGGAAGAAGGGUACAAGGUGAAGAUCAUCACGAAGACCCACUCCUCCGUGCAGAACUUUGGCAUGCAGGCGGAGACGGCCGACCACUGGGUGCGGAGCACCGUCCGGAACGGCUACUGCAACAUCGACUGGCUGGUGGUGGAGGAGAUUACGCAGCUCGACACGGGGCUGUGGAACGACAUCGCCUGCGUCUCCAUGAACCGCAAAGUCAAGUUCCUGCUGCUUGGCGACUUCCGCCAGUUCCCCGCCGUCAUGGACAACUUCGCGGGCACCCCGGUGCAGCGGGAGCUCAAGCACUGCCAGCUGCUCCACGACCUCACCGACGGCUGGCACCACGAGCUCACCGAGAACAGGAGGAGCGACCCGGGCAUCUUCGACUUCCUCCGGUGGCUCCGGGUCGACGAGCCCCGGGAGCAGUCCCUGCCGGAAGCGGUCCGGGCGGCCCGGGAAAGGUUUCCGCGGCAAGGCGAGCCCGAUGUCAGCCUGGUCAUCUCCCACGCCCACCGCAUCAGGAUCAAUGCGCGGGACAACCGUCGCCUGGCCCCGCCGGAAGCUGUGACGAUCGAGUACACCGGCACUGGCCCGACGACCACCAACAUGCCGCAGACCAUGCGGGUCUGGCCCGGCCUGAAGCUCAUCGGCGUCGGCGGCCGCGUGACCAAAGGCAUCUACGUGCAUGUGGCCGAAGUGGGUCCCGAGAAGAUCGUCUUGGACGGCGGCGACUCCUUCACCCACGCCGCCCUCCUGAAACACACCCGGCUGUGCCACGCCAUCACCUACGCCUCGUGUCAAGGCCUGACGCUCGAAGGGCGGGUUUUCCUAUGCGACACCGAGAGUCCACACUUCACCCUCAAGCACCUCUAUGUGGGGAGCAGCAGGGCCACCAGCAGCGAGCUCCUGAGCGUGCUCUAG